Molecule: messenger RNA, 611 nt
Organism: Schistosoma intercalatum
Lineage: Eukaryota; Metazoa; Platyhelminthes; Trematoda; Strigeidida; Schistosomatidae
Source: the annotation of a GenBank genome assembly
AUUGUAAGACUAUUCUAUCAUCAUCAUCAUCAUCAUCAUCAUCAUCAUCAUCAUCAUCAUCAUCAUCAUCAUCAUCAUCAUCAUCAUCAUCAUCAUCAUCAUCAUCAUCAUCAUCAUCAUCAUCAUCAUCAUCAUCAUCAUCAUCAUCAUCAUCAUCAUCAUCAUCAUCAUCAUCAUCAUCAUCAUCAUCAUCAUCAUCAUCAUCAUCAUCAUCAUCAUCAUCAUCAUCAUCAUCAUCAUCAUCAUCAUCAUCAUCAUCAUCAUCAUCAUCAUCAUCAUCAUCAUCAUCAUCAUCAUCAUCAUCAUCAUCAUCAUCAUCAUCAUCAUCAUCAUCAUCAUCAUCAUCAUCAUCAUCAUCAUCAUCAUCAUCAUCAUCAUCAUCAUCAUCAUCAUCAUCAUCAUCAUCAUCAUCAUCAUCAUCAUCAUCAUCAUCAUCAUCAUCAUCAUCAUCAUCAUCAUCAUCAUCAUCAUCAUCAUCAUCAUCAUCAUCAUCAUCAUCAUCAUCAUCAUCAUCAUCAUCAUCAUCAUCAUCAUCAUCAUCAUCAUCAUCAUCAUCAUCAUCAUCAUCAUCAUCAUCAUCAUCAUCAUCAUCAUCAUCAUCAUCAUCAUAA